GGGGACCACAAGAUGCUUACCCACCUCCAGUUCAACAAUCAGCAGUAUCGGGGGCUGGCAGUCCACAACAGGCUCUUGGCCCCACAGUACCGUUGGGUGUUGAGGCAGAUACUGUUCCACCACGGGACCAAAGUUUGCCAUCACCUGCUCCCUCUCCGUACCCUGCAACACAAGCAGAACCAAGGGAGGAUGACAUUCCAUCUGAUCAACCCACAAUGGAUAUGGAGCCAAGACCAGCAUCUCAAUGUUUUUCUACGGAACUUCAGCAGCAGCAGCAACAACAGGCGUACCAACAAUAUGCAAGAGCUCCACCCCCGGCAGCUCCGCCUCCUGUACCACCUCACAUGUUGGGUGCAGGCAGUUUUUCAGCGUUACAGUAUCUGAAGCAGCCAGGAGUGAUGCUAACUAGUUUGGGGGCUGACACUAAUGGUCAACUUGAUCAAUAUGCAUCCAAUAUGCAAGACUUGCGAGUCGGAUCAUUACCCGAUGUAAUUCAACACCAACAUGCAGGGUUAAAAAAAGUUUCUAAUGGAUUAAAUGGAGAGUUACGGUUGUUUAAAUGUUUAACGUGCGGGAAGGACUUUAAACAGAAGUCAACAUUACUACAACAUGAGAGGAUUCACACAGAUAGUAGACCUUAUGGCUGUCCAGAAUGCGGAAAACGGUUUCGACAACAGAGUCAUCUUACACAACACCUGAGGAUUCACGCCAAUGAAAAACCGUAUGCCUGCGUAUACUGCGAAAGGACGUUCCGACAGAGAGCUAUACUCAACCAGCAUCUACGUAUCCAUUCCGGUGAGAAGCCCUAUGAGUGCCCGGAGUGCGGGAAACACUUCCGGCAGAAGGCUAUCCUCAACCAGCACGUCCGCACACACCAAGAUGUGAGCCCUCAUUUGGUUUUCAAAAAUGGUGUUAAUCCAACACUGUGGCCUCAGGACGUCCCCUUUCCACCUGAUGAAGGAAAGGAAGAAGUGCAAUCUACGUACGGCGAUGGAGACAAUUCCGACCGUGCAUCCUGCUUUUCCCCCAAUGGACUCGCUGGCAAUCUUCAAUAUCCCGCCUAUUUUAAAGAUGCAAAGGGAAUGAACCAUGCCGUAUUCGGAGGAACCACAAAUUUCGGAGCAUUGCAAUAUCUCAAACAACAACAACCAGGUAAAGGUUUGCCAGAUGUGAUCCAACAUGGAAGAUCAGCAGGUAUGCCGUUGUAUGUACGUUGCCCGAUUUGUCAAAAAGAAUUUAAACAGAAGUCGACUCUUUUGCAACAUGGGUGUAUACAUAUCGAAUCUCGUCCUUAUCCUUGUCCGGAAUGUGGAAAGAGAUUUCGUCAACAAUCGCAUUUGACUCAGCACUUGAGAAUACACACUAACGAAAAACCCUACGGCUGUGUCUACUGUGGGAGGAAUUUCAGGCAAAGAACCAUACUGAACCAGCAUUUAAGAAUUCACACAGGCGAAAAGCCUUACAAAUGCUCCCAAUGUGGAAAGGAUUUUAGACAGAAAGCUAUUUUAGAUCAACACACUCGAACACAUCAAGGCGAUAGGCCGUUCUGUUGUCCUAUGCCUAAUUGUCGUAGACGGUUCGCAACUGAACCUGAGGUCAAAAAGCACAUCGACAACCAUAUGAACCCACACGCGGCAAAGACACGGCGAGAUUCAACAAGCUCAGACGGAAAGUUGCCAGGCAACAGUAUGUUACCUAGAGGUCUGACCCCAACCACUGUCGUUAAACCAGAGCUCUACUUCCCCCAAUGCUACGCACCUAGUUUUAAUCCGCCGAGUAGCGUGUCACAAUUCCAGACGCCCAAUCCGGAAUUCAAGCCACCCAAUCCGCUUCCGACCCAGUGA
This is a messenger RNA of Diabrotica virgifera virgifera (western corn rootworm), 1844 nucleotides long. Its product is annotated as zinc finger protein 883-like. The record is from RefSeq and is a predicted model, not a curated record. The transcript has 2 exons. Gene Ontology annotation, molecular function: DNA-binding transcription factor activity, RNA polymerase II-specific; RNA polymerase II cis-regulatory region sequence-specific DNA binding. NCBI's taxonomy places the organism in Eukaryota, Metazoa, Arthropoda, Insecta, Coleoptera, Chrysomelidae. Gene Ontology annotation, biological process: regulation of transcription by RNA polymerase II. Bases 216 to 1844 code for a protein of 542 amino acids.